This is a messenger RNA of Cercospora beticola, 1852 nucleotides long. RefSeq lists its product as uncharacterized. Gene Ontology annotation, molecular function: flavin adenine dinucleotide binding; N,N-dimethylaniline monooxygenase activity; NADP binding. The record is from RefSeq and is a predicted model, not a curated record. Lineage: Eukaryota; Fungi; Ascomycota; Dothideomycetes; Mycosphaerellales; Mycosphaerellaceae.
AUGGCGCAGACUCUGAAUGUGAAGACUGUUGCCAUAAUCGGAGCUGGCGUUUCUGGUGUUUCCGCAGCGAUACAUUGCAAGCGUGCUGGGCUCGAUGUAACGGUCUUUGAACGCAACUCGCAAGCUGGAGGAGUAUGGGUCUACGACGAACGCAUUUCGAAAGAUCCAGCGUACCCUUCGGUACUGCCGUCAGUGGGUGACUCGCCUGAGUAUGACACCCUCGUCAGAGAUCGAAAUGGCAAAGAUGGACCACGAAGAGUCGAUAGUCCAAUUGAAAGGGAUGGUUCGGAUCCAGCCAAGGAGGAGGCUGUCAGCGACGAUGAUCUUUUGUUGAGCUUCGCACCUCCAGGACCAGCAUACAUUGCUCUCAAGAACAAUGUCUCAACGAUCGAGAUGGAGCUCUCAACGCAGAAAUGGAAACCUGGCACGGAAGAAUUUGUGCCACACCAUGUGCUCGCGGAGUACAUCCAAGAUACAGCGAGAGCGAAUGGUAUCCUAGACGUGAUCUCUUUUGAUUCCCGAGUCAAGCAUGUCGAAAAGAGAGGCGACAAGUGGAUUGUCGGCAUCGACCAAGUAGCGGGCGACAGGACAAUCAGCAGUACCAAGAAAUUCGAUUCAGUCGUUGUAGCAGCGGGUCAUUAUCAUGCGUGCAAUGUUCCAGACAUCCCUGGCUUAGCAGAUUGGAAAAAGCACUUUCCAACACGGGUGCAGCACUCCAAGCGCUAUCGCCGGCCGGAUCAAUUCAAGGACCAGAACGUGCUUCUGAUUGGCGCUGGCGUGUCUUCCAUGGACAUUGCUCGAGAUCUCUCCAAUGCACGUGCGGUAUUCCAAUCGAGUCGAGGCGGGCCUUACGAUUUGCCGGAAAGCAUGCUCUUAGAGAACAGUGCUCGAGUCGAUGGAGUCGAAAAGUUCGAACUAGACGAUGGCGCAGAGUUGUCGGGUGAUAACAGCAUCAAAGGAACUGUCACCCUUCGAUCGGGGAGGAAGCUUUGCAACCUUCACCACGUCAUUGUGUGUACCGGCUACCAUGUGUCACUGCCAUUUAUGCGUCAGUACCAUCAAGACGGCGUGAGUGCGGAGCACGCCAGCGAGGAGGCCAUUGUCACAAAUGGCCAAGUGACACACAAUCUCCACAAAGAUAUAUGGUACAUUCCAGAUCCAAGUCUUGCAUUCAUCGGCGUGCCUUACCAUGUGGCGACUUUCAGUCUGUUCGAAUUUCAAGCAGUUGCUCUGUCACUGGUCUUGUCAGGGCGAAGUCCUCUGCCAUCCAAGGAGGAGAUGCGUGAGGAAUAUGAUGAGAGGAUAAGAGAGAAGGGGAUUGGGCGUAACUUCCACUCAUUGAGAGGCGAUGGCAGGGAAGCGUUGUAUGUCCAAGAGCUUGCCGACUAUGUCAACGGACAGAUGUCGAAGCGAGGCGAGAGCGCCAGGAUGCAGGCGCAUUCUCAGAGCUGGUUGGAGGCAUAUGAGAGACGAGCUGCUAGGGUGCAAGCUAUGCGUGGUCAAACGCGCGACUCGCAUAUUAAUGAGGAGGUCUGGAGCCGCAUCUCCGGGUGUUGAGGUGAAAGAAAGUUGGUCCUAGUGGUGAGACAGGAGGGAGAGUGCAGGAGGGUCCAGAGGAGAGCUGUGGAGUGGGAGUCAUUGCGCCAAUGGACGAGUACCUUACAGCGUGAGCGUUAAAGGAUAUCAUGGACCAGGUGCAAUAGAACAGAAUAGAGCUGCCUCUGACAUUGACAGUAGCAGGUGUCGUAUGCAUGUGCGGGAUAUGCGCAGCCCGUUGGCAGCCUGAGACUCUCAGGGUCGUCGCGGUGUGCUGGCGAUUCAUGUCCCAAGCUGAGGUGCAAUCGGCGAACGC